AUGUCAAGGCCUGGACUGCGGCAGCGCCCCUUGAGGGAAGCAGCAGCAGCAGCAGGAGGUGCAACAGGAGGAGCAGCAGCAGCGGGAGGAGCAGCAGCGACCCCUCAGCCCCUGCUGCUGGGAAUUCGAACCGCAGCAGCAGCAGCAGCAGCGGGCAAGUUGCCGCUGCUGCUGCGCGGCCCACAACAGCAGCAACCACCCGAUCAGCAGCAGCAGCAGCAGCUGCAGCAGCAGCAGCAAACGCUGCUGCUGCACCGCCGCGGGUUUCUCCAACUGCAGCGCACCCAACUACUCGCGCAGCAGCAGCAGCUGCUGCUGCUGCUGCUGCAACAGCAGCAACAGCAGCAACAGCAGCAACAACUGCUGCUGCUCGACGGCCAGCGACCACUCGCAACGCAGCAGCAGCAGCUGCUGCUGCUGCUGAGAGACAAGGCCCCGUAG
Molecule: messenger RNA, 441 nt
Organism: Eimeria tenella
Lineage: Eukaryota; Apicomplexa; Conoidasida; Eucoccidiorida; Eimeriidae
Exons: 2
Coding region: 1-441 (146 amino acids)
Source: RefSeq, a predicted model, not a curated record